UGCUGGAAGAGUGCGCUCAGCAGCGCAGCCGGUGGGCCCUGUCCACAGGGGUGCGAGGGGGGCCCAUUGACUGUUCUGCCCUGUGGCCUGGCCCUUCAGGGCUGGGGAAGGGAGCGCCGGGCACCCGGUGGAAGGAGAGGUGCUAUGGGAAUGUCAAGUAACACCCCUGUGCUGUAGGUGAAGAAGCAGCUGUGGGAAGAGCAGAAUCCAGCUCCCGCACCCGGAGCCCAGGCCUGUCUAGGCAGGCUGGAGUCCCCAGCAAGGGCCAGCUGGACCCCAGGGGGCCCUGGCCCGAGCCCACCCACUGGCUAGGGCGGUUGUCGGCUUGGAAAGGGCCCCCUCGCCAUGCUGCGCGGAGAGGCGCUCGUCCCGGCACACGCCCCUCAUUGCUGUGUCGUGCCGGGAGACUCUAGGACCCGGGCGCGGCGUCCAGGGGGCGUGGAGCCACCGCGGGGAGGGCGCUGCUGGAGCCGCCCGGUUGCUGCUGGCUUCCUGCUGCCGCCCUGGCUCUCCCCUGCCAUGGGGAGGAGGCGGCGCGCAGCGGGGCUUGGGGAGGGCCGCAGGGCAUGGAGCGGCGUCCGAGGCGCGCAGAAUUCGGUAAAUUCACAAAUUGAAAUUCAGAAACUCUGCACGACUGGGCAAUGCACACACAGACACAGCACUUAAAGAGAUUUCUCUCUAAACUCAAGCAUUUGGGUGGAUUCAUAAAAGUGCGAAGCUUGGAUUUUACACAUUGUUUUUUGGAAGUGGCAUGCUAUAAGCUGACCCUGCUUAUUAUCUAGUGAUCUAGCACGGGAUAUAAUGGCCCAGUCCAGGUCAAAUGGAUCUUACUAUGCCCUGACUGCUAUCGGGUUAGGAAUGCUUGUCCUUGGGAUCAUAAUGGCAGUUUGGAACCUGGUCCCAGGAUUUGGCCAUACUGAUAAGCCUCCCUCAUCUGCUGGAAAUAGUAGCAAUCCAGAGCAUGAUGGUGGAGGAAUAUUGAAGAGUAAGACCUUUUCGGUGGCUUAUGUAUUGGUUGGGGCAGGAGUGCUGCUCCUUUUGCUCUCCAUUUGCUUGAAUGUCCGGGACAGGAAAAAGAAAAGACAAAAUGAGAAUCUUACUAGGAACCAGCAAAGAACAUCUGUUGAACCUCAACAUCAGGAGGAUAGUCAAGAAGAGGAUGAUGAGACACUGUCGCGAUACUAUGUUCCCAGUUAUGAGGAGGUUAUGAACGAAGGCUAUCCUGAGAUGAGAGAAUUGGACAGAAACACCAGGAUCAGCAUGUCUCUGCCCUCUUAUGAAUCUCUAACUGGGAUUGAUGAAAAUACACCAACUUCAACCACCGUAAAUGUCGAUUCAAACAUACAGCAUCAGCCAAGCAGGCACAGUUCUCGCUUGAACAAACGACUGAAACCCCUGAAAAUUCGGAGAAUUAAGUCUGAUAAGCUGCACCUAAAGGACUUCCGAAUAAACCUUCCAGACAGAAACAGUUCAGGUCAAAUAACAAUAGAACCAUUGACCCCUCCUCCACAGUAUGAUGAUGUCCCAGAUAAAGCACCAGAUAGCAAGGAAGUACCAGAUAAAGACAGAUAGCAAGUACCAGAUAGCAAGGAAGUACAUUGUAUGCCUCUCUUUUAUAGUUCUUUUUUCUACACUAUAUUUUUUUAAGCCACUAAAUUGUCUUUUUUACCAGUAAUUUUAAAAGUAGAAAAGGAAAAGUAAUUUUUUUUUUUUUUAGUUUCUCUUCUUCCACGUCAGAAAAACCAAACAACAUUGUGGCUUUCUCCGCUUCCAUUAAAAUGGAGUCGAGAUAACUGAAGAAAGCAAGUCUGCAUUUUGUAACACUUCAUAGUCAUGCUGUGAAAUCUAUUGAAUGAAAUGACAGUUUUGAACUAUCAGAUUUGUUUAAUCCUUUCAGCAGUACUCAUGAUGCCUGUGAGAAGCUUUCUAAGCACUGACAACCAUAGAGGAGAAGAUGGUUUUUGAGUGUGAUGGGAGAGUGUGUUUAAGGUUAACCUGUAAAUUCAUUCAGUUGGUAUCUACUCCAUUGUGCUACUUCAAAAAUGUUUAAUGUUCUGUUUUAAGUUAGCAUUAAAUAUGCUGAGCAAUUGGAGACUUUUUCUAAAUAACUGUUUUGUGCGUA
Dermochelys coriacea (leatherback sea turtle) is the source of this 2122-nucleotide messenger RNA. RefSeq names its product transmembrane protein 51 (gene TMEM51). Lineage: Eukaryota; Metazoa; Chordata; Testudines; Dermochelyidae. The coding region runs from base 802 to 1572 and encodes 256 amino acids. The record is from RefSeq and is a predicted model, not a curated record. The transcript is spliced from 4 exons.